AUGACUGAGAUCGAACAGCCAUCUCAUGCCAAAGAAAUGGAUCAACCUCAAGGACCUUCAAAUGAAGGCAUGUUAUUGAAAACCGUUGCACCCGACGCUGGAGUGGAUACUGAUCAAAUGAUUCAGUGGAUUUUGGAUAUUCGGGAUCGUGAUCGACGAGAGACGGCGUUGUUAGAGUUGAGGUAUGUCUAUCAACUUAUUUUUUUUUAUUUUUAGGGCUUACUCUUGAUUUGUCUUGUCUGACGUGCCUGAUGUUAAUGAAUGUUAUUCUUGGUUAGUUGUAGCUUGCAAAAAAUACUUUUAGUUCUUACUUUUUUGUAAUAUAAAAGUUUAACGACGAAUUUAAUUGAUAUAGUAUUACACUUUUGUUAUUUAAUCUCUUUAUUGUUUCAGUAAAAAGCGUGAGGCAAUUCCUGAGCUUCCAGUAUGGCUGUGGCAAUCGUACGGAACUAUGACAUGUCUUCUGCAGGAAGUUAUUAGUGUAUAUAGUGCAAUUGUACCACCAUUGUUGAGUGCUACUCAAUCGAAUCGGGUUUGCAAUGCCUUGGCGUUGAUGCAGUGUGUUGCGGCUCAUGCAGACACUAGAAAAUUGUUUUUGGAAGGUGGGUGAUAUUUUUUUGCAAAAUAUUUAAAUUUUUUUUGUACAUUUAGAUGUCGAAAAGUUGUUAAAUAUAGGGUUUAGAGUUUGUUUUUUAGCCAAGAUUCCACUAUUUUUGUACCCAUUUUUACACACGACUAAGAACUCACGCCCAUUUGAAUAUCUACGUCUUACGUCUCUUGGUGUAAUUGGAGCGAUGGUGAAGACGGACGAGAAGGACGUGAUCAAAUUUUUAUUGUCUACUGAAAUAAUUCCGUUGUGCUUACGGAUUAUGGAACAGGGAACCGAAUUGUCAAGAACCGUUUCUACUUUUAUUUUGCAAAAAAUUUUACUCGAUGAUAUGGGAUUGGAUUAUGUUUGUCAAACAUACGAAAGAUUCUCUCAUGUGGCUAUUGUUCUGGUAAGAAAUUUGGUUUUUUUUUGUUUUUAGGGUAUGAAUCUUUCUACGUUUGAAGUGUUUAGAAGGUUGAUUAUUGUAAAGAUGGUGAAAUUUGCUUUGCCAAAAAAUUAUUUUACUUCUCGACAAGGUUUUUAGUUAUUGGUUAAAUUUUAAUGAAACUGGAGCUUUGUUCGUCUGAAUACAAUAUAUUUUUAUGAUUAUUUACUUUUAUUUGAAUUAAUUAACAUUUUUUAGGGAAAGGUUGUAAUCCAUUUGACAAACGAACGUUCUGCCCGUCUAUUCAAGCACGUUGUGAGAUGCUACGCUCGUUUGUCGGAUAAUAAUCGGGCUGUUCAAGCGCUUGCUCAAUGUUUGCCAGAACAACUCCGCGACGACACGUUUCGUGAAUUCUUAGAUCAGGACCGGAGCACCGAACAUUUUUGCCGAACUCUGCAUGAAAACAUCUAUAAGGGAUGCAAAGCAAGGCCGGAUUCGACCGGACGUGGAAUGACGGCUCAAGCUUUUAACCGAGACCCGUCACGUGACGCUAUUUCACGUAAAGUUCAAGAAGCUCGUGAGUCUCAUGCUCGACUUCAGCAUCAGGAGAAUCUUUUCGAUUCUUAA
This is a messenger RNA of Bursaphelenchus okinawaensis, 1601 nucleotides long. NCBI's taxonomy places the organism in Eukaryota, Metazoa, Nematoda, Chromadorea, Rhabditida, Aphelenchoididae. The record is from the annotation of a GenBank genome assembly.